AGAGAACCCAGCGCAGUACCAGCGCGCGUAUCGCGAGUGUAUCGUAGGAAGAGGUUUUUGUAUUGUAAAAAAAAAUCGGCGACAGGUGGUUGUGGGUAUAGGACAACCGUGUGGGUAUUAUAAGGUGGAUUUUGUUCUCCUUGCUGUGAUAGAAUUCGGGGGGUUAAAAUGCGAUGUUUGUGGACUUGGGUGAUGUGAGUUUCGUUGGUUGAAUGUGCGGUUAAUUGUUUAUUUGUGCAUCCCUUAAUAAGGAUAUAUUUGAUUGUGGCUUGCUUCGAGUAAAGAUCCUUCGGAUGGCGUCCGUUUUCAGGAUAACAUUCUCGAUUAUUCUUCUGCUGUACUUGCCAAAGAUCCAAGCUCAAGGACUAUGUGAGGUAGAGAAUGGAGCGUCUAAUAUAAUCCUAGAUAUAGAAGAAAGCAGGGGAACUUCAAUUAGUCAAGAAACGAAUCCUCCAGAGUUACCAAUUACAGGAGAGCCUAAUGUAGAUGUAUUUUUGGAUUUGUCUUUCCCCAAAGGAGUGCCGUUGUUUUUUCUCAAUGGUAAAAAGCUCCAGUUGCUGUCUCCUAUCGAUAGGGAUGAGAACAAUCUAUCGCAUAUCGUAUUUCAGUUAAUUUGUACUGUUAAAUCGUCUCACAAGAAGAAGACUAUUCCUGUAAUCGUAAGACUGACUGAUAUUAAUGAUAAUGCACCGCAUUUUAUUAAUACGCCAUAUGAAACCACCAUUUCCGAGUUGACACCAGUGGGCACCACGAUUUUCCAAAAUAUCAUAGCUAAGGACAAGGACACGGGAGUCAACGGACUGAUCGAAUACUCCAUAGUAAAAGCUGAUCACCUGCCGCCCGACGACGAAGGCAUAGGAAAUCGACGGAUACACAGCGAGGACGGUUUCGGAUAUUUCGCCAUAAAUUUACCUCAUCAGGGCCAAGUCACCGUGAACAGGACGUUGGAUUUCGAAAAAACUCAAAGAUAUUACGUCACAGUAGUAGCCACUGACAGGGCGAGAGAUCCCUCGCAACGAUUAUCCUCCACGACUACACUAACAGUGAACAUUCGAGACGACGAUGACCUACCCCCUUCUUUUAUCUACAAAAAUUGCAUACUAUCCGAUGGGAGCUGCAUCAAUCCCGAGUACACAGCAUCGGUAUCCAGCGGUGUCCUCCAAGGCGUCCUCAACGUCUCGCCGGAGAAGAUCCAGGCCGUCGACAUGGACACCAUAAAUUCCCCCAUACGAUACUCCUUCGUCAGCGGGACGCCCGAGACCUACAGCGAUUAUUUCAGGAUCGACGCCGACGCCGGCCAGGUGCAUCAAAUCAAGCCCGUCGAUACGUCCACCAUCAAAAACUUCACUAUAAUUAUCAAAGCUCAAGAAGUCACCGGAGCGAAGCGAUCCACCACCGCUAAAUUACUGAUCACCGUGAAACCCGUCGAUGCGAAUCCCCCCGAAAUCGAGUUAUCCUCCAAAGAAGGCUUCGUUAAGGAGAACUCCCCUAUGGGACAAAUGGUUGUAGACGCCCGAGGGGAUCCCAUCACUGUCAGCGUAGAUGAUAAAGAUUUCGGUCCAGGAGAUUCGAAACCUAGCUACACCUUCGAAUUGACCACUCCUUACUUCGCUAUCGAUAAAAACAACCAUUUGGUGGUGAAUGAGAACCACUUGGACAGGGAUCCCCCGAAUCCUGGGAAAUUCAAGUUCCAAAUCGUUGCAAGAGAGAAGCACAGUGUAGCUGCUAGCGCCCCCAUGUCUGUUACAGUACAUUUGUUAGAUGUUAACGAUAACGCACCAGUUUUACCCAUCAUUCCACCUGUAACUAUUCCAGCAGGAGAUGCUAAAAGAAUCGUCACCACCAUACAAGCUACUGAUAAUGAUGAAGGCGUAAACGCUGAUAUAACCUACUCGAUUUACCACGUAUCUAACAACGGUAACAACAAAUUCACCAUAAACCCCAAGACGGGCGUUAUAGAAACCGUUGGGAAAUUGAACGCCGGUGAGCAAUACAGUCUAACCGUUCAAGCGACCGAUUCUGGCGGGCUCUACAGCCAGGCUAUAGUCGAAGUUAACGUGAGUCCCGGUCCGAACACUCAACCACCCGUAUUCGAGCAAUCUGUAUACGAUAUAGAGGUCAGCGAAGGUGUAACUAUCAAUUCCACCAUUGCUACUAUUGUGGCAACAGAUCCAGAAGGAGAUCCAGUCACAUACUCCAUCGUAUCCGGAAACGAUUUGAGACAGUUCGCUAUCGGCUCGAAAAGCGGAAUAAUCACGAUAAUCAGGCAAUUGGAUAGAGAAGAUUUAAACACAUAUCAAUUGGUAAUAAAAGCGGAAGAUGCGGGUAAAUUAUCGAGCAGAGUAAGAGUGAACAUCAAAGUGACGGACGUCAACGAUAAAAACCCGGAAUUCGUCGGCGAUCCGUACCAUUUUACGGUCAAAGAAGGUGUUAACAGAACCAGCGUGGGUUUCGUGAAAGCUGUAGAUGCCGAUGAAGGCGUUAACGCCAAAGUGACAUAUUCUAUACCGGGCGAUUUGCCCUUCGAUAUCGAUACAACGACGGGGGAAAUUAGCACUAACAGGCCGUUGGAUUACGAGAAACAACAGGAAUACCAUUUCGUAGUAACAGCUAAAGACGGAGCAUCCGAUGCUAGAAUAGCAACUGCAACAGUUUCCGUCGAAGUGUUAGACAUCGAAGACGAACUACCGGUGUUUCUGGAACCUCUAUACAAAGCUACAGUACCUGAAAAUAUACCGGAUUAUUUCGUAGUUAAAGUAGAGGCUAGCGAUCCGGAUUCGGUGAAGAAGAUUACCUACGUGAUACACCAAGGUCCCACCGAUUUGUUCCGGAUUGAAGAAACAACCGGAUCGAUUUACACCACGAGAGGGCUCGAUUACGAAAAGGAAAAUCAACACGUUCUCAUCAUCGGUACUUUAGAAAACAUGUCCAACAAAAACGGCAGUACCACGAAAGUUAUAGUAAACGUUGAGGAUAGGAACGAUAUCCCGCCUGUUUUUACGAUAAUUCCACAUCCUAUUACUUUAGAAGACGACGUUGCCAUCGGUACUGUAGUCACCACAUUGGUAGCUACCGAUUCGGAUGGUACUGCUCCCGGUAACAAGGUUAGAUACGAAAUAGUGGGCAGAGGCAAAGCGGUAAAAUACUUCCAAAUCGAUCCGGAUACCGGAGUGUUGCGCGUUACAAACGAUUUGAAAAAGGAAAUAGACACCGAGUACCAGGUGGACGUUCGAGCCUUCGAUAUGGGAGAUCCUCAGCUAUCAUCGGUGAUAACAGUAGACGUUUACAUACAACACGUGGCGACUGUAGCGCCAGAAGUGGGCCUGAGAUUCGCGGACACCUCGUACAACGUGCACGUGCCGGAGAACGCGACGAUCGGUCACAAAAUCAAAACAUUGACCAUCGUCAACAGCCAAACUCACGGCACGAACAUCCCGUUGAAGUGCCAAAUCGUGUCCGGCAAUCAGGAGAAGAAAUUCCUGGCGAACGUGACGGAGGACAGGAACUGCGCGCUGUACUUGAACGACACCUUGGACUUCGAGACGCAGGAUUCCUAUCGCUUCGAGGUGGAGAUCAUGUCGCUGAAGGGUUUCAUCAACAAGGAAUUCUCCGUCGCUCAGGUGGUCGUUAACGUGAUCGACGUUAACGAUAACAGACCGUUCUUCAUCUACACGUCGAGCGAAUACGAGAAAUACUAUUCGGCCAUCGCUGAUUCCUCGCCCAUUUCCACUACCGUUAUACAGGUCAGGGCGGAUGAUAAAGAUAGCGGGAAAUACGGGAAAAUCGUGUAUGCUUUAACCGGAAAUUUAAGCGAGGAGUUCUUCAGCAUCGACUCCUUCACCGGGAUCAUCAAAACUAAGAAAUCUCUCGAAGACGUCGACGAAACUAUUCUUCCUUUUAGAAUCGAAGCGGUAGCGCGCGACAAUCCGAAUUCCACCGAUGAUUUCUUCGAAAUAAAAACCCCCGUGAUAGUGAAUUUGAUAUCGCAAGUUAAUAGACUGGUGCUGGUCAUCGGAGAUGCGAAGCCGGACGUUGUUCAAACGAAGCUCGACGAUAUCAGGAGGAUCAUGGAGGAACAGUCCGGAUUGAUAGUGGGAGUGGAGAAAUUGACUUCGAGGGAAUAUAUCGGGGGGAAUAAUACUUUGGAAAUCGAUCCUGCGGCUACGGAUGUUUGGUUCUACGUGAUCGAUCCCGAAACUGACGAGAUUUUGAGCAGGAACAGUUCGUUAGUUCAAAGAUCAAUUAUAGACAAAUCGGCGAUGACUAACAUUACGUUCGAUAUUACUAGUCAAAUCAAACAAACGGCUAUCGAUAUACACCAGCCUUUGGAUAUAAAAAAACCGAAGAAAACCGCCAUAGCAGCUUUCAACACGGAUUUGUUCCCUUACGGACUGAUAGCGCUCGGUGCAUUAGUCGGUAUAUUAGGUUUACUCGGAAUUGUGUAUUUGUGCGUCUUGUGGUCUAGGUACAAGUCGUUUAAGGAGCAAAUCCAGCGACCAUACACGAUACCAUCGAGUCCGAGUAGAUACGAUACGGUGUACGUUGAGCCGAAUCUCAAAGAGUACGAGACCCAGGUACUGCAAAUGUGCGUACCGCUCGACGAUCAGGAGGAUUUCAACGAUUUGCAUCUGGAUUUUAGCAAUAAAAAUCACACGUUUACUUUGGAUAACGUGAGCUACAUUGGGAAGGAAAACAAUCACAAAAAAUACAGUCAGCAAAGUCCGGUCAGUAGUGAGUCCGCUACAACAGCUAGGGCGUCUAGCGUAGGGGAUUCCCACGUGAUGUCUAAAAACGAUCAUUCCAGAAAGGACCAUUUCUACAGGUCGUCUGAUGAAGAUGAAAUGAACGCCAGUCCGACCAACGACAAUGUUAUGUUCAAAGAAAAGAAAGACUACCUGAAUUUGGGUUUUACGUACGAUCAUUCGCCCGUUGAAACGACAACCGAGCUGUAAAUACGUACUUAAAAGAAAAACAUGUAUAGUCAUAAAAUAAUUUAUAUUGUGUGUUAAAUCAAUCAUUAGAU
Phyllotreta striolata is the source of this 5023-nucleotide messenger RNA. Lineage: Eukaryota; Metazoa; Arthropoda; Insecta; Coleoptera; Chrysomelidae. The record is from the annotation of a GenBank genome assembly.